AUGCACCGUUCCUCCACCACCGCCGCCGCCGCCACGUCCGUCAAUGGGUUCUACAACUUCGUGACUCAAGGCCUCGAUGAUCUUGUUCGAUCUUUUCACUCUCAUAACUUCAUGUCCAUCCAUUUCCUUCAACAUGUUCUUGCUUCCCUCCAAUCUUUCCAUUCGCAGCUCAUCGCCGUCGUCCAGAAACUCCAUUUGCCGGUCGGAGAAAAGUGGCUCGAUGAAUACAUGGAUGAAAGCGCCCGCCUUUGGGAAGUCUGCCACGUCAUCAAAUCCGGCAUCACCAACAUGGAAAACUAUUAUUCCGCCGCCGUCACCAUCGCCACCACCCUCGAGAACCACCGUUUCUUAAACCCACAACUGUCUCGACAGGUUCUUAGAGCAAUCAAUGGGUGUCAGAGGGAGAGAGUUGGAUUGGAGGAAGAAAACAGGGGAUUGAUCCGAACGAGAAUUCAACCGUUGAUGAUGAAAUUCGAUAAGAACGUGAUGAUCGAAUCGAAAUUCAACGGGUUUAAUGGAUUCAGAGGCGUGCUUUUCGCAUUACGGAACACGAAUUCGUUGCUUUUGAUGAUCUUGUUAAGUGGUCUGGUUUACUGUUCGCCUGUAACAAGCUUCUCUUCGUCUUGCCAUGGCAACAACGCCAUGAAUUACAACGAAAACGUUUUCGGGUCGGGUUUCAUGGUUUCCGCCACCAGAUUACACGAAAAAGUGAAAGAAAACGAAGACGGUCAGAACGGGGUGUUGCUUUACGAGUUCUGGAAUUCAAGAACCGCCAUCGACGACCUGAAAACAGAGCUGGAAAGAAUGAAAGGGACCGGAAUGGAAUUUGACGUAAGUGAAAGGGCUGAAAAGUUAAAAAGCUGUUUUGUGGGGUUGCAAUGUGGAAUUGAAAAUAUGAUUGUGCAACUUGACGACUUUUUUGAUGAGAUUGUUGAAGGUCGGAAGAAGCUUUUGGACUUGUGCACCCAUAGUUAGGGUUCGAGUCUUGGUCUUGGUGGUUCAUGGAUAUGCCGAAAUAGGUAGGGACCAUGGCCGGGUUCGGGUUUCACUCAUCGUAGGGGUUUGUGGGGUCGAGUCUUUUUGCCGUUUUUUACCUUAAUAGGUAGGGACUGUGGGUUCUGGGUCUCGAUCUUUUUGCCAGUUUUGCUUUAAUUGGGAAAACUUGUAGGUUCGAGAUUCAUCCAUUUUGUCGAAAAAAGAAAGAGAUUAGACUUGUGCAGAAAGAAAAGGAAAAAAGAAAAUCAAAGUAUCAAAAUAGGGUAUGA
Molecule: messenger RNA, 1265 nt
Organism: Cynara cardunculus var. scolymus (artichoke)
Lineage: Eukaryota; Viridiplantae; Streptophyta; Magnoliopsida; Asterales; Asteraceae
Exons: 2
Coding region: 1-975 (324 amino acids)
Source: RefSeq, a predicted model, not a curated record